Messenger RNA from Drosophila grimshawi, 348 nucleotides. Its product is annotated as acyl-CoA-binding protein homolog. The coding region runs from base 38 to 289 and encodes 83 amino acids. The transcript has 2 exons. Lineage: Eukaryota; Metazoa; Arthropoda; Insecta; Diptera; Drosophilidae. Gene Ontology annotation, biological process: fatty acid metabolic process. The record is from RefSeq and is a predicted model, not a curated record. Gene Ontology annotation, molecular function: long-chain fatty acyl-CoA binding.
CAAUUAGCAGUCACUAACACUUGAAGUAUAAGACAACAUGGAUUUCAACACCGCCGCCGAGAAAGCCAAGAACUUCAGCAAGACCCCAACGAACGAUGAGUUCUUGGAGUUCUACGGUCUCUUCAAGCAGGCCACAGUUGGUGACAUCAACGUCGCUGAGCCCGGUGCACUGGAUCUGAAGGCCAAGGCCAAGUGGAACGCAUGGAACAAGCACAAGGGCAUGUCUAAGGAUGCCGCCAAGGCUGCCUACAUUGCCACCUAUGAGAAGUACGCACCCAAAUACGCUUAGAUCUCUUCCACUGUAAACAUUUGACUAAAUAAAUGAAAUCCACAUAAUACGCAAGCACA